UUGGCCCAGGGAAAACUAUUCGUUGUUGACAAUUAGAUAACGCGCCAAAACUAACUAGCCUUCCUUUCCUCACUGUACCUUUUAUAAUUACUGACGGAGCAAUAUGAGUUGGUGUCUCCCAGGAAAUCUCAACAGCUUGGUGGAUGUGUUAGGGGUGAUUUGUGACACGUAAUUUUUGUCUGUGUUCAAGCUCUUGCCAGAAUACUUUGUUACACUGACAACCUUAUCACUUGAACAGUGAACUGCUCCAGUUAUUUGUUCUUUGUAGGGGAGAUCAUUCAACUCUAAAGUCUGUAUACAUUUUCGGAGAGCUGAAACCGCUAAUUGUGAUUUGGAUAAAAAUUUACGGCAUUACUGGAGACAAACCCUUACUAUCAAAAAAAAAAAAAAAAAAAUGCAUCAAAGGAAAGUUUGAAUAUGUCAUUUAUCUUCUAUACACCCAAACGUGGUUGUUUAUAUCCUAAGACUUGAUCAAUGGUAAUUUCUUAUAGGCUAAUACGACCGCUUUCCUUUUAUCCCCUCCCACCACGCACCACUUAAUGUUCCGAAUUCUUCUUUAAUAACCUAUCCAGCAAGACCAACGACCGUUUUCACAUGAUAUGAUGGAAUUUGCUGACUUUGAUGAUGACCUCUUUGAGGAGAAGCCAGCCCGGGACAUUGUGGCCAAGGAUUACCAAGCUCGGAUGUGUGAAGCAGGAUGGUUCAUGCAGGUGGAACCUGGCCAGCUAGUCUCCCAGGAAGAUGAACUGGGUGUUCAGAAGUUUUCAGCAGAAUAUCUCUUCUUAGGCAAGUCAUAUCAUGCUGCUAUAGCUAAAUAUGAAGACAUACUAAAGAUUUUGCCCGAGAGCAGUACUACCAUUAAAAGGGAAUGUCAAGAGAACUUGGCUAGGUGCCAUAUAAAGGCAGGCAGUCCAGACAAGGCAAUAGUGCAUGCAGAAAGGUUACAUUCAACAUCUAGGACUCCUGAUCAAUUUACUGUGAGUUAUUCUCUACUUCUGGAUGUGUACCUUGCAGUAGGCAAAUAUGACAAUGCACUGACAGCAGCCCAUAAUGUAGUAUCACUUCAUCCUGAUAACAGUCACUUAUGGAUGAAACUUGCUUUAACUUAUGCUUCUUUGAAAAAUAUCAUUCUUCCUAAUGUUAAAGUGUUGAUUUCUGCUCACCUUCCUGAAUCAAAAAAGACCACCCAUAGUAUUGAUUCACUCGCACUAUCAAAGCCACCUCAACUUUCAGAAAAUGUACCUGAAUACUCACACAAUUUUUGUAAGACUGAAGUGCCUGAGUUUUAUGAAGUUGAAGAAAAGAAAAAUACCAGAAGAGAUAUUAUGAUUGUAGCUGCAUGUCUUCAAAGGGCAUUUUAUAUCUUAGUCAAGACAGAAGGUACUGCUGUAGGCUUUGCUGUGACACAGACCAGAACACUUAAAGAAAAGUUAUUGGGUGACUUAGAGUUGUUGUUGGAUGAUUGUUCAUUGAAAGAACUGAGAAAAAAUGUGCAUCAGAAUGAUAAAGUGGAAAUAAACCUCUGCUCAUCAGAGUCAGCUUCAGUUCAGGAAAAUACAAAGAGUAGAACUGAUGAUGAAGAACAGGAAGUAAGUGUUUCUCAAGAAAGCUUUGAAGAAAAGUGGUUCGGGUGGAUACUAUAAGUUGUAUUGUUUGUUUCAAUUUCUAAAUAUAAUGAGAACAUAAAUUUA
Molecule: messenger RNA, 1691 nt
Organism: Portunus trituberculatus (swimming crab)
Lineage: Eukaryota; Metazoa; Arthropoda; Malacostraca; Decapoda; Portunidae
Exons: 2
Coding region: 600-1643 (347 amino acids)
Molecular function (GO): protein binding
Source: RefSeq, a predicted model, not a curated record